AUGGCUGGCCAUUCACAUAGAUCAUCCGUGAAAAACGGUCACAAGGCUUUCAAGUCAAAGCAUGCCUCCAAAGGUGCCUUGAAAAGAGUCUACAAGGGUAAAGUAGAGAAGGAAAUUGCCAAUAACAAAACUUUGAAGGGUGUUUCGAAAUUGCAACGUAGGAACACGGCAAGACAACUAAGAGAGAAGAAAAUAUUGGAAACUUUUGAAACCAGGAAACUGUUCGAGGGUGCCAAUGGAGCCGAGAAAAUUAUUACCGUCAUACCUUUAACCGCCGAUGUCUUUGCUAAUGAUAUCGUUUGCAAAUUGUUAUCUGCAGCAGAUUUGGGCGCCAAUGAGAUGGACCAGUUGAAGAUGGACGUGAAUGCUAAUGUGGCCAGUGUGAGAACUUUUAAGAUUCGCAAAUUUAAGAGUUCUUUAAAGAUUAUCAUCCCUGAUAUGUCAAAUUUUUUGAAUAUCUUAGAUGCUGCUAAAGUGGCAGAUUUCGUCGUAUUUGGAUUAAGUGGGACUUCUGAAGUGGAUACCGAAUUUGGUGAACAAAUCGUCCGUGCUUUAGAAUUACAAGGUAUUUCCUCAUUCUUAGGUGUAGUCACCAAUUUAUCAUCCGUACAUGAGAAGGAAAAAUUUCAAUUGGAUGUGAAACAAUCAUUAGAAAGUUACUUCAAACAUUUUUUUCCAAACGAAGAUCGUAUUUUUAAUUUGGAAAAACCUUCUGACUCAUUGAAUGCUUUAAGAACUUUAUGCCAAAAACUACCACGUCCCGUUCAAUGGAGGGAUAAUAGAGGUUAUUUAAUUGCCGACUAUGUUGAUGUUAUUGACGAUGGCAGUUCCACAGAGUUUUCUCAAUUGGUUGUAGGAGGUACUGUUCGUGGCGUUGGAUUCAACGCCGACAGAUUGGUUCAUAUUCCUGACUUGGGAGAUUUCCAAAUUGAAAGAAUUGAAAAGGUUAGUGCUUCUGCUAGAAAAAAUAUAUCUAAAUCAAAAAACGAUGGUGAUGAAUUAGACUUAAGUUUGAACAAUAUCAUGAAUGCUACCGCUAAUAGGGACAAUUUGGACGACUAUGCACCAGCUGAUUUAGAAAUGGAAGAUUGGACAUAUGAGGAUGAUGAUUUUGAAUAUGAUAACUUAAGUUCCGCUAGAUACGAUGACCACGGAUUCCUACCUGGUAGAGAACAAUUUCACAAGCAAGUGAAAGUUCCAAAGGGUACUUCUGACUAUCAAGCUAAGUGGUAUUUAGAUGAUGUAGUGGAUGAUGCAGAUGAACCUGAAGAAAAUGAUUUCCAAGAACGUUUAAUUGAAGACGACGCUGGAAUGACAUAUGAUAUGGACGUCGAUAACGAAGAAGAUGAGAAUAAUGAAGAUAGAGAAGGUGACGAAGAAAGUGAUGACGAUUUUGUUGAAUUGACAGUAGAAGAGGAAGAACGUCAAUUGAAAGAAUAUAGAGCAUUAGAACAGGAAGAUCGUGAGUUUCCUGAUGAAAUUGAAUUGGAUCCAUCCGAAUCUGGUAUUGAACGUUUGAAGAGGUACAGAGGGUUGAAAAAUCUGUAUAACUGUGUUUGGAAUGUGGAUGAAAAGGAUCCAUAUGCUCCGCAAGAAUGGAAGAGAUUGUUGAGAAUAGGAAACUACAAAAAUACCCGUAAUAGAAUUGUCAAGGAAGCUAAAUCACACGCACAAGUGAUAGCCGGUGAUCGUGUGAAACUUUUCAUCAAAUUCCCCAAAUUUCUGUUGCCUAAAAUCAAAGUUCCAAAUCAAAUAUUAUUUGCCGUAUAUGGAUUAUUAUUGCAUGAACAUAAAAAUGCUGUAGUUAACUUUUCAUUACAGAGAUGGGAAGAAUAUGACAAACCUGUUCCAUCCAAGGAACCAAUUGUGGUACAAUAUGGCAUAAGGAGAUACACUAUUCAACCUCUGUAUUCAGCAGAUUCCAAUAAUCCAAACAAUGUUCAUAAAUUUGAAAGAUUUUUACACCCAGAUGUGUUAUCAGUAGCUACCUGUAUUGCACCAGUAGACUUCACUCAAUCUCCAGCCAUUUUCUUCAAACCAUCAUCAACAGAUCCAAAGGGUAUAGAACUGAUAGGACAUGGUACUUUCUUGAACGCUGAUCAUACAAGAAUCCUAGCAAAGAGAGCAAUCCUCACGGGUCAUCCAUUCAGAUUCCACAAGAAUGUUGUUACCAUUCGUUACAUGUUCUUUAGAGCAGAGGAUGUGGAAUGGUUUAAAUCUAUCCCACUAUUUACAAAAACUGGUAGAUCCGGGUUCAUUAAGGAAAGUUUGGGUACUCAUGGUUACUUCAAAGCUACAUUUGAUACUAAGCUAUCUGCACAAGAUGCUGUUGCUAUGUCUCUUUACAAACGUAUGUGGCCAAGAACUUCAUUACCAUGGUCACCUGAAUAG
Messenger RNA from Naumovozyma castellii, 2391 nucleotides. RefSeq names its product small subunit rRNA maturation protein TSR1 (gene TSR1). The record is from RefSeq and is a predicted model, not a curated record. Lineage: Eukaryota; Fungi; Ascomycota; Saccharomycetes; Saccharomycetales; Saccharomycetaceae. The transcript has a single exon. Bases 1 to 2391 code for a protein of 796 amino acids.